AUGAGUGCUGAUUUGGCUAAACAAUCUGUUAAUCAGUAUUUGGAGGAAUUGCCUCAACCUGUGCAAUGUAAGUUGUACGAGUCGCCAGCUACUUGUUUGGCUAUAUAUCGUUUGCUACCUCAAUUGGCGAAAUUUUUCAUUAUGUCUAUGGUUUUCAAUGAUAAUGAGAUUUCGUUACGUGAUCUAGAUCGAUGGGUUAAAGCAAGUGCAAAAGUACAGUUUCAAGAAUCGAUUAAAUGUAUGAAAUCUUUGAAUUUGUUGAUUCCAGGCAAAGAACCAGGUUCAAUCAUGGUUAAUUUGAAUCCAACUUUUAGAAAAAGUUUGAGGAAUGCAUUGAGUGGUGGUGAGAUUAACAAUUCAUUUGGUAUUGUCGUGGAUUCAGAUAAUGAUCUUGUCACUAGGGCAAUGUUGGAUAGCUAUUCUGCUGAUAAAUGGGAAACAAUCUUGCAUUUCAUGGUGGGAACACCGUUGGUGAGCAUUCCUUCGGAUAAUGUUUUGAACUUGUUGAAACAUAGUAAAUUGAUGGAAGAGGUUGAAAGUACAGGUGAGUUUAAAAUCACAAAUGAAGGCUUCCAAUUUUUAUUGCAAGAGGUGAAUUUACAGAUUUGGACUUUGCUAUUGCAGUAUUUGAAAAUGGCAGAAACUUUCCGUAUGAAUCCCGUAGAUGUGUUACACUUUAUAUUCAUGUUAGGUGCUUUGGAAUUUGGUAAAGCUUAUAGCACAGAAGAGUUGAGUGCCACUCAAAAGACAAUGAUGAAAGAUAUGAGGGAUUAUGGGUUGAUCUUUCAAAAGAAUUCAAAUACAAACGUUUUUUACCCAACUAGAUUGGCGACUAUGUUGACUUCUGAUUCGAGAACAGUGAGAAACGCAUCAAGUGCAAUGGACAGUGUCUUGACACAAAGUAAAGAUGAACCAAGCGGUGCAACAAGUGGUUCUGCAGACGUGGAUGAACAAGUUGGUACUCAGGGACAAAACAUUCAAGAUGGUGCAUUGGUAGUGGAGACCAACUUUAAAUUGUAUUCUUACUCUAACUCUCCAUUGCAAAUUGCGAUCUUAUCCCUUUUUGUACAUCUGAAGACUAGAUUUUCUAAUAUGGUUACAGGUCAAAUCACUAGGGAAUCCAUUAGAAAUGCACUUUCGAACGGUAUUACAGCGGAACAAAUUAUUGCGUAUCUAGAGACACAUGCACAUCCACAAAUGAGAAGGUUGGCGGAAGAAAGGUUAAAGAAGAAACUAGAACUGGAUCAAAACUCUAAAGAAACUUUACAAAUACUUCCUCCAACUGUGGUUGAUCAGAUCAAACUAUGGCAACUGGAAUUAGACAGAAUUAUAAGUUACGAAGGGUCGCUAUAUUCUGAUUUUGAUAACAAACAGGAAUACGACAUGUUAUACUCAUAUGCUCAGGACAUUGGUGUGUUGAUAUGGAAAGAUGAUAGAAAGAGAAAGUUUUUCGUAUCUAAAGAAAGUAAUUCGCAAGUAUUAGAUUAUGCUAAACGGAAACUUAAAAAGAAAUAG
Molecule: messenger RNA, 1515 nt
Organism: Vanderwaltozyma polyspora DSM 70294
Lineage: Eukaryota; Fungi; Ascomycota; Saccharomycetes; Saccharomycetales; Saccharomycetaceae
Gene: TFB2
Product: TFIIH/NER complex subunit TFB2
Exons: 1
Coding region: 1-1515 (504 amino acids)
Biological process (GO): nucleotide-excision repair
Cellular component (GO): transcription factor TFIIH holo complex; transcription factor TFIIH core complex
Molecular function (GO): ATPase activator activity; double-stranded DNA binding
Source: RefSeq, a predicted model, not a curated record